GUGUGUUGUAACUUGGUAGACUGUUAGGGAUAGAUUAUGAGCUCAUUUGAUCCGCAGACACACUCUCCUCCACGCUGCAGCCCGCAAUUUCCAAAUAUUGGCCAGGAACCUCCCGAGAUGAACUUCUACUAUGAGAACUUCUUCCAUCCACAGAAUAUUCCUAGCCCACAACGACCUACAAACUUUGAGGCUGUGGACUACAAUACCACUCCCAACCCAUACCUCUGGCUAAAUGGACCCUCCAUUACUCCGCCACCAUACCUCCCAGGAUCCAAUGGCAAUCCCUUCAUCCCUCAGUCCUAUGGGAUGCAAAGGCAGCUCUUGCCAAACAUGCAUGGUUUGGGGGGGACUGACUUGGGCUGGCUUCCUCUCCCUUCCCAAGAGGAGCUGAUGAAGUUGGUCAGACCACCCUACUCCUACUCUGCUCUUAUUGCCAUGGCCAUUCAUGGAGCACCUGAAAAAAGACUGACACUCAGCCAGAUCUACCAGUAUGUGGCCGACAACUUUCCCUUCUAUAAUAAAAGCAAAGCAGGCUGGCAGAACUCCAUACGGCACAACUUAUCUCUCAAUGAUUGCUUCAAGAAGGUGCCCAGAGAUGAAGAUGAUCCAGGAAAAGGGAAUUACUGGACUCUGGACCCAAACUGUGAGAAGAUGUUUGACAAUGGAAAUUUUCGUAGGAAGAGGAAAAGAAAGUCUGACAUUGGAUCCAGCACAGCAUCUCUCACACUUGAGAAAUCUGAAGACAGUGCCUUGAGUAGCAGCCCAAAGGCUACAGAGCACCAAGAUGUCUUGGAAAGCUCCUCACCUGGAACUGACAGUUCACCUGAGAAACGAUCUCCUCCUCCGUCAUCUAGCAGCCCCUGUCUCAACAGCUUCCUCUCCAGUAUGACAGCGUAUGUUAAUGGCUCUAGCUCAGUGAGCCGAUCUGUGCCCCUGGGACUAAGCACCGAGCCCUCUGACAAAAUGGGACAGAACAUGGUAGGCUUUAAUUCAUACUCUCCACUUUCUAAUAUCCCAAGCCAUAGUCUGGGAGAGUGGUCCAAUUCAGUGCCUUCCAGCCACCUUGGCUACAGCAAUUCAGUGCUCAAUCAAUUUAACACACAUUUCUACAACGGUAUUGGUACAAAUACUACUUUGUAUCCUAGGGAGGGAACUGAAGUUUAAAUAAAAAAGAACUGCAAGAAACAGAAGGGAAGGAUGGAUAUUUGAGAGGAAAGCUUCUGAGGUAGAUGGCUAAUGUUAGUGUGUUGUCUCUGGGACCUGCAGUAUAACCUGCUUCAGGGGCAGACCUUAAGUUCCUGAAGUGUCUUGAAGCUCCAAACUUGCUACACAGAAGACUCACUCAAAUUAAAAAAACAGCCAUGUGUUUGACAGUAUAUUUGUGAAAGGCCAGGGCCUAUAAAACAAAAGUAUUGCAAGGGAGUUGUGGGACAUGACUCACACAGCUGCUGCCUGCACUACUCAGAGGUUGUCCUUAAGAAAAUGCCCAUAACAUAGCUCUGGUCUAAACCAGAAUUUUUUGUUGGUACGGUAAUAUCGCUAUGGUAUUUUUAUAGAAGAAAAACCCUAACAUGACUGCAGCUAAGUUAGCUGUGUCUACAGUAAGAAAGGUUGAUAAGACCUAUUUAAUCAAAGUGUUACCUCAGUAUUUGCCAAUACUGUACUUAGUUACUGUGGUGACAUUAGCAGUUUAAUGGCAAGCACCAUUCCUGGAUUCAUUCUAAACGUACUAAAGGUGCCAGCCAAAUUCUGACCUUGUAUAGUGCCCAAAGGGGUGUGAGGCAGAAAGUGACAUUUAUGGUGCUGAAUAUAAAAGUCUUCAUGCAAAAAUUGAAUUGGAAAAUAACUGAAAUUAAGGAUGUUUCUUUUGUAGGAAAAUCAAAUGUAAUGUUUUCAAUUCAAAAUACAGGGUCUAGUCCUGCUGCCUGCACAUAUACAAACUAAUGUCACUGAGCCAACCCACAUAAGGAAAAUAGGAUCAUAGUCUGUGUAUUUUACAUACAUGCUUUUCUGACAGUAAAAUGUUUGUUUCAGAGUAGCACAAUUGUUUGCACUAAACAAAACAGUAGAACCAUCUAUACCUUUAUCUGAAAUAUCACUGAACUUCACCUCAAAGGCUGUAUCUCCCCAUGCAUCAAUUGCAGUCACUGGGAGGGAUGGGGAGUACUUUCUUGGGUUUUUUUAAGUCAAUUAAACAACUGUUAUGUUUAAAUGUAAAUACCAUUGAAAGAUGCACAUUAUUUCUCCUAAUCUUGUAAAUAUUUGUCUACUGUAGUCACAAGAGUUUAAAUAAAGAUUUUGCACCGAAAAGACUCAAUGAAGUUCCAUAUUUACAUAGUGUAACAUCCAAAACUGAACAGUCUGUGACACAGUCUAUUUACAACUGUGCUCUGGCAAGCGCUUCAAGGUGGCUGGGGGCAGAUUAUUGUAUUGUGACAAAUACCGCUGUGUCUUGAAUUUUUUAAAAAGUAUUUUGGUUACAGUUUUGUUACAGGCCAUUCAAGGCAGUGUUUUUUAAUAAUAA
Molecule: messenger RNA, 2524 nt
Organism: Alligator mississippiensis (American alligator)
Lineage: Eukaryota; Metazoa; Chordata; Crocodylia; Alligatoridae
Gene: FOXI1
Product: forkhead box I1
Exons: 2
Coding region: 37-1164 (375 amino acids)
Biological process (GO): anatomical structure morphogenesis; cell differentiation; regulation of transcription by RNA polymerase II
Molecular function (GO): DNA-binding transcription factor activity, RNA polymerase II-specific; RNA polymerase II cis-regulatory region sequence-specific DNA binding
Source: RefSeq, a predicted model, not a curated record